CCGCCCCGCCCCCUCCCACCUACCACCACGAUGAACCCCUCCCUCCCGGACAUGCCGAUCCAAGUACCGAUCGACGACCCGAAUGCGGACACGGAAUGGAACGACAUCCUGCGGAAGCACAAGAUCAUCCCGGAGCGGGCGCCGUCGCCAACGCCGCUGAUCGAGGAGGCGUUCCACGAGGCGCGGCGCCUCGCGCACGAGAACCGCCUGGAGGGCCUCGAUCUCGACGAGCUCGACGAGCUCGAGGAUAUUGAGGACGAACAGUUUUUGGAGGGGUACAGGCAGAAGCGAAUGCAAGAGAUCUCCGCGCUCGCCGCGGCCGCGCUGCACGGAAAGGUCUACCCUAUCACGAAGCCGGAGUACGCGCGGUCUGUGACGGAAGCGUCGGUUUCGUAUCCGGUGCUGCUGCACCUGUCGUCGUCGACGCAUGGGAACACCGCGUCGCGCCUGCUGUCGGAGCUGUUCCGGCAGGCGGCCCAGAAGUACCCCGAAAUCAAGUUCUGCGAGAUCCCAGGGAACAUGUGCAUCGAGGGUUAUCCCGACAAGAACUGUCCGACGAUUCUGGUCUACAAAGGGGGCGAGCUGACUAAGAACUUGAUUGGCCUGGGCGAGAUGCGCGGGACUGAUACGAAGCUGCAUGAUUUUGAGAGGUGGCUCGUCGAGCAGGGUGUGCUGAUGCAGGGCGAUAUGAGGCUCAGGAGGAGGCAGGAGGAGGAGGACGACAGGGAGAAGAGCGCCGCCGUGGGGAUUAAGAGUGCCAGUAAUAAGGCCCGCGUUGAUGAUGAUGAGGAUAGUGAUUGGGAGUAGAUGUGGCGCGGGCGGGGGCGGGGACUUUGUACAUACCAUACGAUACCUACCAGGAAGGUCUGAUUUCGGUGAGGCCUCAUGAUGUAUCAUACCUGCAUUCCCCUCGACAUGGCAUACAAAACGAAAGCAAGCAAGCAAGAGC
Tricharina praecox is the source of this 949-nucleotide messenger RNA. Its product is annotated as phosducin. The transcript has 2 exons. The record is from RefSeq and is a predicted model, not a curated record. Gene Ontology annotation, biological process: protein folding. The coding region runs from base 31 to 807 and encodes 258 amino acids. NCBI's taxonomy places the organism in Eukaryota, Fungi, Ascomycota, Pezizomycetes, Pezizales, Pyronemataceae. Gene Ontology annotation, cellular component: cytoplasm.